Messenger RNA from Musca vetustissima, 662 nucleotides. RefSeq lists its product as uncharacterized. The record is from RefSeq and is a predicted model, not a curated record. The annotation marks the transcript as partial. The transcript is spliced from 2 exons. Lineage: Eukaryota; Metazoa; Arthropoda; Insecta; Diptera; Muscidae.
GAUAUGAUGCAUCAAUCAUCUUAAUUCCACACCACGCUGUUUAACUUAUUAUGGAUUUAGCCGAUCAAAUCGAUGAUUAUAUUUGUACAUUUGAAGGUCUUGGUGAUAUAACAAUGGAUUCAUUAGCUAUGUUCAUAUUUAUAUGGGCCGUUCUGGCUCUCUUCUUAGUAUGGCUGUGUAAAUUUUUAUACCAGAAAUAUAUGGUUAAAGAAAAGCCCGCCAGUGCCAGUAAUAGUCGACAGAGCAGUGUUGCUCCUGGUGGAGCCGGUAUUAAAACUGAAAAGCGUUUAUCGGAACCCCGUGAUAUUUUGGCUAGUAAAAGUGAAAUUAAAGAUUUACUAAAUAAACCAUCGGCUGGUGGUGUUGGUGGAGGACGUGGUCGUACCCCCGGUCCGGGUGGUAUUGGCGGUGUUGGUGGUAGUCUGGGUAUGGGUGGUGCGGGUGCACGUAGACGUGUGGUGCGUCAGAGUUCGACCGGACCGGAAAAUCGUAAAAAGCGUUAUGUACCACCACCAUCAAAUGUUGUUGGACCCGAAACAACUUCCGUAACCUGGACCAGCCAAGUUUUCCGUUGGCUCUACAGCGAUUUGGUUAUUGUCAAUGAAUUGCUUAUGGCCUGGGUGAUUUCCUUAAAUGAUACCCUACGCAAAAACACUGAUGAG